Molecule: messenger RNA, 3345 nt
Organism: Acipenser ruthenus (sterlet)
Lineage: Eukaryota; Metazoa; Chordata; Actinopteri; Acipenseriformes; Acipenseridae
Product: gastrula zinc finger protein XlCGF26.1-like
Exons: 2
Coding region: 1-1965 (654 amino acids)
Source: RefSeq, a predicted model, not a curated record
AUGUUUAAAGUGGCUGUGAUUCAAUGCUGUGCCGUAACCUUGGCUUCUGUUUCCUGCGCUUCUAAAGCAGAUCUAGGAAGACGCACCUCCACUCCAGCACCCCAGAGCAAAAUCACUUCUGAUGGGAAACUGCAGCGUAAGCAGAAACACAGAGAGUCGACACCCCAAGAUGAAUAUGUGAAGAAACUGAGAACUCGCUCGGUUCAGAAUCUUUCUGCACAAGAUAGCCGACCACUUCCUGUGGGAUAUACAGCGACUCCACAUCCCGACAGUUCUGCAACCCAGGGCAACUUCAUUUCCCUCGAAACUCCCCAGCAGAUUCCUUCAGAGCAGAUCUUGUAUCACUGUACUGAAUGUGGCACCAAUUUCAGUAACCGAGGAAAGCUGAAAAAACACCAGCGUAGUCACACAAGGCAGAAACCCAAUCACUGUACAGAGUGUUGGAAGACAUUCAGACUUGCAACUGGAUUAAAACUACACCAACCUAUUCACACAGGAGAGAAACCGUUUCACUGUGCAGAUUGUGGGAAGGGUUUUAAUCAGAAAGUAUAUCUUCAAGCACACCAGCGAAUUCACACGGGAGAGAAACCGUUUCACUGUACAGAGUGUGGGAAGACAUUCAGAUUUGCAACUGGAUUAAAACUACACCAACGUAUUCACACAGGAGAGAAACCGUAUGAGUGUCCUGACUGUGGGAAGAGUUUUAAUCACAAAGGUAACCUUCAAACACACCAGCGAAUUCACAAGGGAGAGAAACCGUUUCACUGUGCAGAUUGUGGGAGGAGUUUUAAUCAGAAAGGUGAGCUUCAAAUACACCAGCUAACUCACAGUACAGAUAAACCAUUUCACUGUGCAGAUUGUGGGAGGAGUUUUAAUCAGAAAGGUGAGCUUCAAAUACACCAGCUAACUCACAGUACAGAUAAACCAUUUCACUGUGCAGAUUGUGGGAGGAGUUUUAAUCAGAAAGGUGAGCUUCAAAAACACCAGCUAACUCACAGUACAGAUAAACCAUUUCACUGUGCAGAUUGUGGGAGGAGUUUUAAUCAGAAAGGUGAGCUUCAAAUACACCAGCUAACUCACAGUACAGAUAAACCAUUUCACUGUGCAGAUUGUGGGAGGAGUUUUAAUCAGAAAGGUGAGCUUCAAAAACACCAGCUAACUCACAGUACAGAUAAACCAUUUCACUGUGCUGAUUGUGGGAAGACAUUCAGAGGUGCAACUGGAUUAAAACUACACCAACGUAUUCACACAGGAGAGAAAACAUACGAGUGUCCUGACUGUGGGAAGAGUUUUACUCAGAAAUGUAACGUUCAAGCACACCAGCGAAUUCACAAGGGAGAGAAACCGUUUCACUGUGCUGAUUGUGGGAAGAGUUUUAAUCAGAAAGGUGCUCUUCAAAAACACCAACGUAUUCACACAGGAGAGAAACCGUAUGAGUGUCCUGACUGUGGGAGGCGUUUCAGAUACAAAUGUAACCUACAAACACACCAGCGAAUUCACACAGGAGAGAAACCGUUUCACUGUGCUGAUUGUGGGAGGCGUUUUAAUCAGAAAGUUGAGCUUCAAAAACACCAGCGAAUUCACAAGGGAGAGAAACCGUUUCACUGUGCUGAUUGUGGGAAGAGUUUUAGUCAGAAAGAUGAGCUUCAAAGACACCAGCUAACUCACACAGGAGAGAAACCGUACGAGUGUCCUGACUGUGGGAGGCGUUUUAAUCAGAAAUGUAACCUUCAAACACACCAGCGAAUUCACACAGGAUUGAAACCGUAUGUGAGUCCAGUAUGUGGGAGGAGUUUCAGUCGAAGACGCAGCCUCAGAACACACCACAUAACCCACACUGGAGUGAAACCUUUUGAGUGUAGUGAGUGUGGGAAGAGAUUUGUAGAGUCAAAAAAACUAAAGAAACACAGUCUAGUUCACAGAGAUUGUCAGUCAGGACACUUAAAAACAAAAAAAAGAAUUUAGUUUACUCAAUAAAAGCAUCUCAAUCACACCAGAAUACCAAAGCAGACCCUGCGUCUCUGUCGUCGGUUUCAAAUGCAGGCAACUGUGAAAAUAAACUAAUUCAACUCAAAAAAUCCCAAGCCUGCUGUGCAUGCAAAUGAUUGUAGCCCUGUUUCCUACAGCAGUGCUUCUGAAACUGGGGAGGCACAGAAUGUACCCUGGGGGGGGUGGGGGAAAGCUCAUGCAAACAUGUGUAGAAAUGAACGCACACAUCUUAACCUGUAUAUAUAUUAAAACAAAUGCUACUGCUGACACCUCCUGCCACACGAAGUACCGCAGACAAGAGGAAGGGUCCCAGGGUGUCAGCUUCAACAACAUUACUGGGGAGUGGCUUCCAGACCCUCACCAGUCUCUGUGUAAAAAAAAGUGCCUCCUAUUUUCUUCUCAAUUUAAGGGUCUAUAUUUUCAGUGACAGAUCUUAGAACAUUAGUAGCUACACCACAACCCUGCAGAUUUGCAAUUACACACUCACACAUUUCCUGGGUGAGAUCCUUUGUCUCGUAGCAGCUUUGUGAAGUACCCGGUGAUUCUAAAGAAAAAUCAUUCAAGUCGCUUUGCCGGUCAGAGAUACUUAUAUCUGUCAUUGGAAAUAUGGAGGAACUUGUGCAUGAAUUGCAUUCAGAUAUAAAAGAUGAUGUAAUGGGCUUCGUAUCUUCUCACAACAUCAUUAGAUCUAAGAUGGAGCAAAGCUUCGACAGCUUUGAAAAUCCAUUUACAAACUUUAAUACUGAAGCUAAAUGGAAAAAACAUUUCAGUGAAUAAUGGGGUGUAUUUGUAUUUUGAUUUUAAGUUCUAUAGUUUUGGAAUUGAAAUAAGUAUCGUGGCACUUUGAGGGCUGGUUAUGCAAUGGGAAUUUCUAUAAAUAUGGAGAUAUAAAGGAAGAUGUAAAUAUCACUCCUUCCACAGAAGGUGCAGGUUUGUCACUGCUUCCAUUGAAUUGAGGAGAUUUAGAAAUCGCAGCCAAAAGUGUGUUCACAAAGAACGUCCAAAAUAUGAGAUCCAAAGGCAACCAAACCACUCACCGUGGACACAAACUUUUGGCUGUGAUGUCAAAAUCUCCCGAGUUAAAGUGAAGCAGUAACACAAUGUCAUGUUCUGGAGUUAAAUGCAUUUGUGUGAAUUACAAGUUGGGCUACAGAAAUAAUACAAAAUAACCCAGGAUGGCAGUGAGGACAUUUUGAUUUGUAAAAUGAUAUUCAAGUGUACUUUUUUUUCCUUUACCAGCAGUUAUUCUUGUGGAUGAACACUGUUUUCUAAAAGUAACUGACAUCCAAAAAUUAUAAACUGUACUUGGUGUCCAAAAGGUGUAUUUUGUGAAAUAAAUGCUUUGAUUUAAUAGAG